GAAGAGCGCGUGACGUCGCCGCCGCAUCGCACGCGUCUCCGCGUCCGUCUCCAUCUCCAUCUCUUCCCCUCGAGAGCAGCAGCAGCGCGCAAGUCCACCACCAACACCACCAGGGAGGACAAAGACAAGAGAAGCCCCCAAAUCUCAACCCCACCACCAGGCCAGAUCCAUCCAUCCCAAAUCAAACCCUAAUUCCGCCAUGGCCGCAGACUUCGACGACACCACCGAGGACUUCUUCGACAACCUAGUCAAUUCCGACGACGACGCCGACGACGAUCGCCCUAGCCUACCAUCCGCGGCCGAGGCGGAGGCCUCCGCGGGGGACCUCGCCGCCCUCACCCUUACCGACCAAUCCGACGCCAAGCCCGAUAAUCACCCCGCGCCGGCGCCACUCACGGAGCAUCACCCCGCGCCGCCGAAUCCUCAACUCGCUCUAAAGGAGGAGGCGCUGCUGGAGCCGGAGCCUGCCGUCGCACCACCCCCUGAGGCCGCGGCUGACCAGCCCGCCGUGCCACCACCUGGGGCUGCGGCCGACGUGCCUGCCGCGGCGCCAGAGGCCGUGUCCACGGGGUCGGACAAGGGCGUCCACGCCGCCGCCCCCUCCCUCAAGCAGGCGCACUGGAACGAUUUUGGUGGUGCCAGCACUGGCGCCCCCGGGGCAGAUCCGUUCGGGGACCUCCCGCCAGGUGAAGCGGAGGACACCUUCUUCGGGGGUACUGCUGCCGAGGAUCAGGGCGGCCAGGCAUCGCUUCUACCUGCCAGCAAUGCCAGCGCACCACUAGAUCACAGCUUCUCCGCCGGAGCGGGUAACAAUGCGACCGACGCUGCUGGGCUGCCGGAUUACAGCUUCUAUGGGGUAAAGGAUACCAACAGUGCCAAUUCCCAGUUCGACUCGGCCACUGGUGCUGCGGGUUAUGCCACAGAUCACAGCACCAACGCGCAAUUGGAAUCUGCUGACCCCAGAUAUCUGGAGAGCCUCUACCCUGGGUGGAAGUACGACGACACUACGCAGCAGUGGUAUCAGGUAGAUACUCUCACCGAUCAGCAUGUUACCACUGAAGUUACCAGUGCUGUGGCAAGCGAUGGUAUUCAGCAGCAGCAGCAGCUUAGUGCUUUGUACCUGCAAAACGAUUCACAUGCAGCGGCUGGGCUUGAACCCACAGAGGUGACUCCUCAACCCAAGCCUGUGACUCAGGCUGAUGAUCAGCCUAUGCCAGCGCCACAUAAGGAGGAGGAGGAGGAGGAGCAUGAGCCCACGCUGGCGCAUCCACAAGUUGAGUCUCUGGUGGAACAUCCUGAUGCUGCUACAGAGGCGGUGGUGGAGGCAGGGUCUGCUGUCCUGCGUCAGGAGACCAAGUCUGAAGUUCAGGAAACGCACGCUAGCGCUGAUGAGGCUGCCAUGGCACCAGACAGUGGGUCCCCAGGGUCACAUAAAGGCAUCCACACUGCCAUCAAGCAGGUGCAGUGGAACGACUUUGGUUCCAGCACCAGUGCCGGUGGAGCAGAUCCGUUUGGGGACCUCUUGCCAGAAGGAGCAGAGGACGACUUAUUUGGGGCUACUGUGCCCGGCGACCAGGGCAUGCAGGCAUCUGUGGUAGGUACCAACAACGUUAGCACAACAGAUCACAGCUUCUCUGCAGGAGUGGAUAACAAGGCUGCCAUCGGUGCUGGACUGACAGAUUACAGCUUCUAUGGUGGAAUGGAUAACGAUGCAAUUUCCCAUUUCGAUUCCACUGCAAGCGCUGCAGGAUACGGGGAUCAGAGCACCAAUGCACAAUUGGACUCCACUGAUCCCAAAUACCUGGAGACCCUCUACCCUGGGUGGAAGUACGAUGCGGCUACGCAGCAAUGGUAUCAGGUAGAUACCCCCAGUGCACAGAGUUAUGUUGCUGAUAAUACUGGUGCUGUUGCAGUCCUGGGCAGUGGAGUUCAGCAGCAGCAGCAGUUUAAUGCUUCGUACCUGCAAAACAGUUUGCACUCAGCGCUUGAGACCAUUGCGGAGGAGAGCAGUGCCAAUGCCGCGACCUGGGGUGCAGCUCCCGUAGAAUACCCACCGAACAUGCUGUUCUAUGCAGAAUACCCAGGGUGGUACUUUGACACCAACACUCAGCAGUGGCAAUCACUCGAGUCAUACCAACAAAGUGUUGCGCAAGCUGCAACUACUCCAGCAGCCUCGGAUGGGUUCGCAGGGGCAGGCCAUAGUCUAGCUCCCUGCACCCAGGAUUCUUAUGCAAGUAGCUACGGCCAGCAGAGCCAGUGGCAACCGGAUUCAUUGGGCAACACCAUGCAGCCUGAUGUUUCGGGAGGUAAUAGCUUGCUGGGUAGUUCCUAUAGUUCCAAUCAACAGGCUGAGAAUCAGAUUGGGCAGCAGGCCAAUGCUGAGUCAUUGCAAUCUUCUGUAAAUUAUAAGCCUCAUAUAGACACAUUUGUACCUUCUACAGGCCAAUACACUGGCAGUGAAGGCAAUCAGGCUAGUUAUGAGGGGUUCAAACCUUUUACAGGGAACCAGAGUUGGUACAAGGGUUCUGAGCAUUCUACAAGUCAGGAGGUAGGGUACAGAGCGUUUGCAUCUUCAACGAAUUUCCAGACUGGCCACAAGGAAUUCCAACCUCCUAAAGAUCACCAGGCUGGCCACAUGGCAUAUGAACCUUCAACAAGAGUUGGGUAUGGUAAUUCAAAUGGUCCACAAGACUUCGUUCCAAAGGAGAGCAUGUACAAUACACAAACACAUGCUGGCUCCUCUGCACAUACAUAUGUGCCAAACAACUAUGGGGGCACUCAGACAGCAAUGGACUUUGCUCAGCAGCAACUGAUUGGUACAAAUGGUCCAUCCCAACAGUUUGGUUUCUCACCACAUGAGCAGAGAUCAUCAGCUGGACGCCCACCACAUGCCGUGGUCACCUUUGGGGCAAUUCUGGUCGGAUGGUGUCAGUUCAUAAUAUUUCAGAAAUUGUUGCUGAUAAGAUUGAUCAUUCAAGCGUGGCUAAUGGCAGUGCGCUUAGUUACUUCCAUGCUUUGUGUCGUCAACCUAUUCCUGGACCUCUUGUUGGUGGUAGUGCUGCAUCAAAGGAUGUGAAUAAAUGGCUUGAUGAUAUGAUUGCAGUAUAUGAAUCUUCUCUGACCGAAUUCCAGAGAGGGGAUGUUCAGAAGGUGCUUAUUUCGUUGUUGAAAAUACUGUGUCAACACUAUGGAAAACUCCGUUCACCCUUUGGGUCUGACCCAUCACAGGAGGGUAUAGAUGGCCCAGAUAUGGCGGUUACAAAACUUCUCUCAUCUUGUAAGAGCAGUGCUGAUAUGAAAGGGUAUGGAGUCCAUUGCAUGAGGAAUCUUCCUUCGGAAAGCCAGAUUCAGGCUACUGCUCAGGAGGUUCAAAAUCUCCUAGUUUCUGGUAGAAGGAAAGAGGCCCUUCAGUAUGCACAGGAAGGUCAACUUUGGGGACCCGCACUGAUCCUUGCUUUACAACUUGGUGAUAAGUUUUAUGCGGAUACAGUGAAGAAAAUGGCUCAUUGCCAUCUGGUGUCUGGAUCACCUUUGAGGACAUUGUGCCUUCUUAUUGCUGGACAACCUGCAGAUGUUUUCAAUUCUGAGAACCCCGUCAACAGUGGUGAUUUGUAUACACACCAUCAACCUGUAGAGGUUGCUCCUAGGGGUAUGCUGGAUGACUGGCAAGAGAAUUUGGCUAUUAUAACUGCAAACAGGACAAAAGGUGAUGACCUCGUAAUUACCCACCUUGGGGAUUGCCUUUGGAAGGAGAAAAAUGAGGUUGCAUCUGCCCAUUCGUGCUAUUUAGUUGCUGAACUAAAUAUUGAUUCGUACUCUGAAAGUGCAAGGAUGUGCCUCAUUGGUGCAGACCACUUGAGAAGUCCACGCACAUUUGCCAGCCCUGAAGCCAUCCAGAGAACGGAGGUGUAUGAGUAUGCAAAGGUUCUUGGUAAUUCUCAGUACAUACUCUUGCCAUUUCAACCAUACAAGCUGAUAUAUGCAUAUAUGCUUGCGGAGGUUGGGAAGGUUUCUGAUUCACUGAGGUAUUGUCAAGCAUCUCUGAAGGUUCUGAAGGCCUCUGGUCGCACACCUGAAUUAGAAGCAUGGAAACAAUUGUUUUCAACCCUAGAGGAAAGGAUACGUACUCAUCAACAGGGUGGAUAUGCAACAAAUCUUGCCCCUGGAAAGAUUGUUGGGAAGCUUUUCACAUCACUUGACAAAUCUUUGUCCCGCAUGAUGGGUACACAAUCUGCACCGAUGCCGCCGCUGACACAGGGCGCUGCAAAUGAAAGAGAUGUCUAUUCACCUCCUGAUACAAAAGUUGUAAAUAAUCAGUCAGUGAUGUCCAUGUCACCUCUAAUGUCUUCUGCUUCAGAGCAGUCUAUGAGCGAAAUGGCAGGAAAUAGCGGCCCUGGUAGGGAAGUUGCACAUAACAGAAGUAUUUCUGAGCCGGACUUUGGCAGAGCCCCACAAAAGCAGGCUGCUGGGUCAAGUAAGGCACAAAGCACAUCAGGUUCAGGAAGUUCACGCUUUGGAUGGUUGGUGCAGAAGACAGUGGGGCUUGUUUCAAAAUCUCAUCGUCAGGCAAAGUUAGGGGAACAGAACAAGUUCUACUAUGAUGAGAAGCUGAAGCGGUGGGUGGAAGAAGGCGCUGAGGUCCCUGCUGAGGAGCCUCCGCUUCCCCCACCUCCGAUGAAAUCCUCAUUCCAGAACAGUAUUCCAGAGCCAAACUUGAAUGGUCCCCCAGUUGGUGGAGGUUAUACCGCUAAUGGAUUCACAGAAGCUAAAGCUUCGAAUCCUUCGGAGCCAAGUUCUGGGAUGCCACCGAUGCCACCCACCCAGAACCAAUUCUCAGCACGUGGAAGGAUGGGUGUUAGAUCAAGGUAUGUUGACACUUUCAACAAGGGUGGUGGUGGUGCAAAUGCCUUUGGUGCAGCAGCAAUGUAUAGCAAACCAGCCGCUCCAUCUAUGAGCCCACUGUCGGGUGCAAAAUUCUUUGUGCCAACUCCUGCUGCUGUUGCUUCAGAACAGACGGCUGCUGAUGCAACAGGGGAUGCCCACAGUGAAACCGCUCAACAGGAUGGACCCUCAUCCUCACCAGCGGUGGAGGCAGCAUUCAGUUCACCGGCACCACCAGUACCGAUGCAGUCAACCAUUCAGCGGUACCCAAGUGGGGACAACAUUCAGCGGUACCCUAGUAUGGAUAACAUCGUGGCACCCUCAGACGGCGUCAACAGCUCAAUGUCAAGGUCAAGAGCGUCUUCAUGGAGUGGAGCAUACCCAGAGCAAUUGAGCAGCACUGCUGUUUCCAGAUCACCCGAUGGACAGAACAUGCGGUCACCAAUGAUGCCUGGAGUAAGACCUCCGCACAGCCGUUCCAGCAGCAACUCAUCGCUUCAGUUCAAUGGUUUAGGUGAGGAUCUUCACGAGGUUGAGCUCUGAUAUUUGACGGGCGGCGACAUCCUUCACCGUGAAAUCUCUGAGCUUUUACCCUUUUGGUCUUUCUGUAAUUUACGAUAGGGAAAGGAAAAAAAGAGUGGCGUCCCUUUUCGUUUUUUUUUACAGGAGAAGCAUGUGGAUGCCGCUGUACCUGUACAGAUGAUAGUUCACUCGUUCGCUAGAUGCAAAAUGUAUCAAGGAGAGACAUAGGUUAAGAUAGCAACCAAGAUGUAGAAAGGCUGGCAAUACCCAUUUUUUUUUCUAUAAAUACUUAAAUUAUAACCAUGAUUCAUUGUUAAGCUGGACGCUUGGAAAACUUCCAUGAAUAACUUCCAUGCGGCUAGUAAGCUCAAUAAUGUUGGUACAUUUGCUCUUCUAAAUCAUCAA
Messenger RNA from Setaria italica (foxtail millet), 5808 nucleotides. Its product is annotated as protein transport protein SEC16A homolog. NCBI's taxonomy places the organism in Eukaryota, Viridiplantae, Streptophyta, Magnoliopsida, Poales, Poaceae. Gene Ontology annotation, cellular component: endoplasmic reticulum exit site; ER to Golgi transport vesicle membrane. Gene Ontology annotation, biological process: Golgi organization; COPII vesicle coat assembly; autophagy. The record is from RefSeq and is a predicted model, not a curated record.